UAAUUUAUGGAGACUGGGAAGAAGACUCGAUGAUCAUUUAGUAAGAAAGAAUCAAAUAACUAUCCUCGAGAUCAUUUAUUAAGCAAGAAUCAUAACACAAACAAGACUUGAUCAUGGCGGCUUCUUCUUCUGAUAUGGGAUUGAGGUCAACACGACCUCAAGUGUUCGUUAAUUUCCGGGGAGAAGAGCUACGCAGAGGCUUCAUCAGCUUCCUCGAGCCAGCCUUGAAAAACGAAUAUAUAAACGUUUUCAUAGACGUACUGGAGCUGAGAGGCAGGGAUCUACAGAAUCUGUUUGUGAGGAUCAAAGAGUCCAAAAUCGCGCUGGUGAUCUUCUCCAAGGACUACACCAAUUCAGAAUGGUGCUUGGACGAGCUAGCAAAGAUCAAAGAAUGCAUGGAUCUAGGCAAUCUUGAAGUGAUUCCCAUCUUCUAUAAGGUAGAACCUUCCGUAGUGAAACAUCUUCAGGGCUACUUUGGAGAAAAUUUCAUGAAUCUAAAGAGCAGAUAUAAAAACGAUCCGGAAAGAACCCGGAAAUGGGAGGAAGCAUUAGCAUCUGUUCCCCAAAAGUUUGGUUUGACUUUUCCAGAAUACAGUGACAGGACAGAGAGAGAAUUCAUAAAGUCAAUAGUCGUGGAGGUUAAGAGAGUGCUGGAAUAUAUCGGAGGAAAUUCAAAUCAGAGAGGACAGACCGAGGCAACUCAAAUACCACAGCCUGACGUAAAUCGCCAGCGUGCCGUGUUCAAUGUAAGGCAACUCAAAAUAAGCGGUUCGCACAAUGCCAGAUAUUGGACCUUCGAGUCUAUAUCCGAGCCACCCAAGUAAGAUGAGGUGGCCAUUGAAGUUGCAAAGAUGAAAAGAUGUUAUUAUCUAGAAGUGUGCGGAAAGUUCGACACCAAAGAAUUGAUAUACGGGACAAGAUACGAGGUGGUCUUUGUGGUGAAAGUAGAGGAAACAAUGACUAGAUGGGACAAUCCGGCAACAGCGCAACUAAUGGUGCCCGAUAACGGCCUGCAAGAGCGGGAAUUUCAAUUUAUUGAUCUCGUAAGAAAUGAGUGGAUUGAUAUCCAGGCCGGCGUUUUCGAUGCACAGCUGCAUAAAGAGAAGAUCGCUUUCUAUUUGUAUCAACACCAGUCUAACAUUCGGAUGACAGGGCUUCUAGUUAAAGGUGCUAUAAUUCGUCCCAUGGAGUAA
Messenger RNA from Eutrema salsugineum, 1193 nucleotides. RefSeq names its product protein PHLOEM PROTEIN 2-LIKE A8. Lineage: Eukaryota; Viridiplantae; Streptophyta; Magnoliopsida; Brassicales; Brassicaceae. Gene Ontology annotation, biological process: signal transduction. The record is from RefSeq and is a predicted model, not a curated record. The transcript has 3 exons.